UCUGAUUGAUAGGUACUCUAUCGAUAAGAUUAGGUAGGUACCUGGUAAGAGUUAGUAUGGAACCUUACCUAAGAGGUAAAUUUUCACCCGUCAAACCUUAUAGGCCUUUGCGGCUUCUAGUCAUAUCAGGUACCUAAGUCAAGACUUAAAAAAAGAGUCUUAAGACUUUUUUCAUGGAACAAAUAUGUUGACAUCGCAAUGGGUGUGCCGUCGCUGUAUUAAAGCCCUGGCACAGCCUCGGAAUUUCCAAUUCGUACGGUUCGCUAGUACGAAUACAGAGUCCCAAAUCAAUUUACCGUCCGUCCUCCUUCGACGUGCACAAAACAUUGCCGCCGAGCAUGACAAACUCGUAGCCGACCUCGCCAAUGAAUUCGACUCCAAGUUAGCCAAGCGCAUAGGCGAACUGUCGCGCGUCGCCAACGCUCUGAAAGAAUGGGAAGCCGCCCGAUCUUCCAUAGCAGAGCUCAAUGCUCUCUUACAAUCCCAGGAUGAGGAGUUGCGACAGCUAGCUAAAGAUGAAUUAUCCACGACCAAUGCCAAGUUUAAUUCUCUGGCCACUGCUUUAUCCGCUUCUCUUACCCCGCGCGAUCCCUUCGCUGAUAUGCCAUGCCUCCUCGAGAUACGCCCCGGGCCCGGUGGUCAGGAAGGUCGUUACUUUGCGGACGCGGUGUUCCGCAUGUAUCGACAGUACUGCGCGCGUAAAGGUCUGCGCACAAACGUUCUAAAGUACGAGACGGCAGACGGUGGUGAUACCUUAACCGGUGGCGCGAGCGAAUCUCCACUCCAGGAAGCUAUUCUUGAGGUUCUAGAUGCAGGCGCGUUCGAUCGGUUCCGUGGCGAGGCGGGCAUGCACCGUGUACAGCGUGUACCAGCUACAGAGACAAGCGGACGUACACAUACGAGCGCCGUCGCGGUAUGGGUCCUGCCGUCGUUUCCCGAAAACGAGGACCAGAUGCCUAACGAGGAGAGUUACAACGAUCCGAACAGCAUCUUCUACAUAGACCCGCGGGACGUCAGAGAAGAAAAGAUGCGAGCGAGUGGUGCAGGUGGUCAACACGUCAAUAAAACGGAGAGUGCAAUUAGGUUGACGCACGAACCCACGGGCAUCACGGUUUCGAUGCAGGAUUCGCGAUCACAACACCGUAAUCGCCAAUCAGCCUGGACAUUGCUGCGAUCGCGCAUCGGUCAAAAAAGACGCGAGGAGCGCGAAGAAGAGGCUUGGGCGCUGCGCAAUAGCGUACUGAGCAAAGAUAAGAUCACCCGCGGUAACAAGAUCCGCACAUACAACUACAGUCAAGACAGAUGCACAGACCACCGGAGCGGCCUGGACGUACAUAACCUACCUGACGUGCUGGAAGGCGGAGAAACCCUGGACAAGAUUAUGAAGAGCACGAAGGACUGGCUGAUCAAGCAGGAUAUCGAAGGGGUAAUCGCCGAGGAGACUGCGGCGGCAGCUAAGCCUAAGGAGACGAAGAAGGGGAAGAAAUGAGUUUUUCUCCCGUCUCUCCCGUGUUAAGGGCUUUAUCUUAGGUACUUUUACUCACAACUCACAACAUGGAUGAUGUAUAUAUAUACACUUCCCAUGUAAGAGAUCUGUACAUAGAGGGCCAAGCCCAAUAUAGAACCAGUUACUACCUCCUAUGCAGCUACUAUAAUUUAUCGACGCACGUAGAAUUAGCGGACCAAUUCUCAAUGAGCCGGUACAAGCCGACAUAUUCAAAAAUGCGACGGUUUUUAUCAUCGAGAACUCUCUCCAUCUUUCUCAAUGGUAC
This is a messenger RNA of Daldinia caldariorum, 1772 nucleotides long. Its product is annotated as release factor. Gene Ontology annotation, molecular function: translation release factor activity. The record is from RefSeq and is a predicted model, not a curated record. The transcript is spliced from 2 exons. Gene Ontology annotation, biological process: translational termination. NCBI's taxonomy places the organism in Eukaryota, Fungi, Ascomycota, Sordariomycetes, Xylariales, Hypoxylaceae. The coding region runs from base 185 to 1489 and encodes 434 amino acids.